ACAUAUUUUUGUAAAAUGCCUUCGAUAACCGCCAUUCCUAAAUCGGGAGUUGAAGAAACAAUUCCCGCCUGGUUGAAGUUCGAUUGGAGUCCAGAGAUACAGCAUGGAAUCUAUAGAGACUGGGGAACAUACUAUGCACAACGGCGACAGCUUAGUAAUGCCAUGGACUGCUUAACCAAGGCUAUGGAGCUAGAUGAUACUGACUUCAUGUCUAUCUAUAAUCGGAGCCAGGUCCAACGUAUGGCUGCACGGAUCGAAGGAGCACUAGCUGAUGCCUCACUUGCUGCACAAAUGGCAAAACAGCAGCGAGUACCUAAUGCAGAUAUCAAUUUUGAAUUCUGCUGUGAUCUAUUUGAGCUUAACCAAUUGGAGAACAGCAAAGCCGGAAUGGCUAACAAUAUGCAAAUCUUUAAAGGCACCAAGUCCUUAAUUUUUCAGAAACGCCUUAUGCUGAUUGAUGAUGCGAUUAAGGAUUCUACUGGCAAGGCCAUGUCCUUGUUUCUGUUAAAAAAUCAAAAGUUGGUUGAACACGUUAAUGAAAUUAACCGAGCCAAAGCAGUUAUAGAUGAGCGUCCCUUAUGGAAGAAAUUAAAAGAGCAGGAAAAAUGUGAUAUACUCAGCAUACUAGAAGAUAAAAAAGAGAUUUUGUCUCCUCUUGAAAUCGAGCGUAGAAAGCGCGCCUUCAACGUACUUCAUCAGACCUUCACGAAUGAGAACUGGAUUGAUUUUAUCUUCAUGAAGGAGUUAAGAAAGAAUCCCAACUUGCUUAACGAUCAGUGCGUGCGUUCUAAAGACAUCUUGAAAAAAUUAGUUUUUGAGCAGUACCAAAUAAUUAGACAGUUUGUGAAAAUGCUUCAAACUCGAAGUCCCCUUUACUACGUCAAUUACUUAAAAUAUGGAAACACGGCGAUGCUGGAGAAAAAUAAGGAGGCAUAUCUAUUCAGGAAGCAGUAUCAAAUACAGCGGAAUAUGUUUGAAAGUCUUAGGCAAAUUCGUAAGCUACGCAAAGAAAAAAGAGUCCAGGCUCUGCUCAAAUAUGUUGAAAAAAUAAUGGGUGAAUAUUAUGUCACAAAAACGAAUCGAGUCAUGUGCUGGAAAUUUGAAUUCAUAAAUGAGGUUUACAAUACUCUGGCUUUGGCACUAUCUGAACAGUAUUCAAUUCCGAAAAAUUUUAAAUCUAGUAAUUCGGCAAUGUUGCAAUUAUUACAUUUGCCGUCGGAUAAGAUAAAGGAUGUGGUACCAUUUGUUUUUGGAGAUCGUUCUACUUACCAAGGAUCGGAAGAUGUAGAUAAUGUAGGACUAAAAUUUAGAAAACGAAUUACACAAAUGGAGAAUCGGCUUAGAUUUGCAAAGUUUUCUAUUGAGAAGACCUAUUUGUAUUAUCUGAUCUCAAAUAUUCAUUUAUCGCAAGGACGCUCUGACGAAUGUUAUUUAAAUGCUCGCAAAGCCAUGAAAGAAAGCAAAAAAUGCAAUAGCUUGAUUUGGACUUUUCUAAGUGUUCUUCAAAUCUUAAAGGCCAAUAUUAUUUUACAUAAAGUGGAACGUGUUGGAGAGGCCUUAGAGAUCGGUCUUCCCAUUGCCGAACAGCUUGGAUGUCCAAGGCUCAUUAAUUUUAUGGAAGUUUGCAUAUCGUGCAACGAGGAGGAAAUGAUUAAAAGAUCGAAUAGUGCUAUGUCAAGUCAUCGGGCCACAACUUGCUCUAUACCAGUUAUUUAUGUUUAACGCGACUGCAAAAAUAUUGUUAUUGUUUUAAGAUAAAUCAAGAGUGCAAUACUACUAGUACUGAAUAACCUUUAUUAUUAAAUAUUUAUUUACUAGUGAAA
Drosophila innubila is the source of this 1823-nucleotide messenger RNA. RefSeq lists its product as uncharacterized. The record is from RefSeq and is a predicted model, not a curated record. NCBI's taxonomy places the organism in Eukaryota, Metazoa, Arthropoda, Insecta, Diptera, Drosophilidae. The coding region runs from base 16 to 1722 and encodes 568 amino acids. The transcript is spliced from 8 exons. Gene Ontology annotation, molecular function: protein binding.